Messenger RNA from Ilex paraguariensis (yerba mate), 2184 nucleotides. NCBI's taxonomy places the organism in Eukaryota, Viridiplantae, Streptophyta, Magnoliopsida, Aquifoliales, Aquifoliaceae. The record is from the annotation of a GenBank genome assembly.
CCCAGGAAUCUGUGAGUCAGAUCCUACUCCGGAAUUUUAUAAACUCAGAAUUUGCAGGGUUCUCUCGUGAAAGGCUCAACAGUCCCAGAAAACUGACCACCCUUCGUCCUUCAUCAUCACAUUAUUACGCAUUCCUUCCCAUUCUUUGGUCUUCUGUUUCCACUGUAACGCUAAGGCACUCUCAAACUCUGAUCAGUGUAUCUUUCGUCCUAAUUACACUUCUCCUAUAAUCUUGGUCCUUGAUAACCAAACCUCUAGGUGGGGGCUUAUUUCGUAUCUUUUCUCCAAUCAGAAACAGUUGUUAUCUUUUGUCACAUCUGAGUACUGGGGAUUCUCAGUUUAUGUGGAGUUUUCUGAUCUGGGUAUCUCUUGUUUGGUGUCUCUAUUCUUGAAUAUUUAAUGUAGAAGUCUUUACUUGUCAGACAGUUGUGAGUUUGGGAUCUUCGCGAAAAGUUGUUCUGCUUUUAAUUUGGUUAUCUAUUGUAGUGUGGUUCCUAAGAUUAAUUCAUUGUUCUCUCUAGCUUAAACAUUAUAGAUUUUUAAAACCUCUGGUGAAUUUUUUCGGACUUUCAGUAUCUGGAUUGGUGUGAGCCUAUACCAAUGGAUUCUUGCCGUGCCAUGAUGAGUGCUAGGGUGAACCCAGUGCAAGUUAGUAAAGGUUUUAGUUAUGAAGACAAUGUGUUUUGUGGGAAGAAGAUCAGGGGAAGUCUCAAGAACAGGGCAUUUGGUACUAAGUUGUGGAGGAAUUUGACUAGUGAAAAUAGGGACAGAAAGGUUAAACCUGGGGUUACCUUCUCUGUUCUUACAAAAGAUGUUAACGAAGAGCUCCUGACCUUUGAAGCACCAGCGUUUGAGCAUCCAAAGGCGGACCCAAAAACUGUAGCUUCAAUCAUUCUUGGUGGAGGUGCUGGGACUCGCCUCUUUCCUCUUACCGGAAAACGGGCCAAACCAGCUGUUCCGAUUGGAGGGUGUUACAGGCUGAUUGAUGUACCCAUGAGUAACUGCAUCAAUAGUGGCAUAAGAAAGAUUUUCAUUCUUACCCAGUUCAAUUCUUUUUCCCUUAAUCGGCACCUUGCUCGCACAUAUAAUUUUGGAAAUGGUGUGAAUUUUGGGGAUGGAUUUGUAGAGGUUCUUGCUGCCACUCAAACACCAGGAGAUGCAGGAAAGAGGUGGUUCCAGGGAACGGCAGAUGCUGUGCGGCAAUUUAUAUGGGUGUUUGAGGACGCCAAGAACAAGAAUGUUGAGCACAUAUUGAUUCUGUCUGGUGAUCAUCUUUACCGGAUGGACUACAUGGACUUUGUUCAGAAACAUAUCGACACAAAUGCUGAUGUUACUGUUUCUUGUGUUCCCAUGGAUGAUAGCCGAGCUUCAGACUAUGGAUUAAUUAAAAUUGAUGAGGCAGGACGUAUCAUGCAGUUUGCUGAGAAACCAAAGGGUUCAUCCCUGAAAGCAAUGCAAGUUGACACCUCUCUUCUCGGACUUUCGAAGCAAGAUGCGAUGAAAUAUCCUUAUAUUGCAUCCAUGGGUGUCUAUGUAUUUAGAACUGAUGUCCUACUACAGCUUCUGAGAUGGAAUUAUCCUUCAUGCAAUGACUUUGGCUCUGAAAUCAUUCCUUCUGCUGUGAGAGAUCACAAUGUUCAAGCAUAUUUAUUCAAUGACUACUGGGAGGACAUUGGAACAAUAAAGUCUUUCUUUGAUGCCAACUUGGCCCUCACAGAACAGCCUCCAAAGUUUGACUUUAAUGACCCGAAGACGCCUUUCUAUACGUCUCCUAGAUUCUUGCCACCUACUAAAGUUGAAAAAUGCAGGAUUGUGGAUGCAAUAAUCUCACAUGGUUGCUUCUUGAGUGAAUGUAGCAUCGAGCACUCUAUAGUGGGUGUACGUUCACGCCUGGACUAUGGUGUUGAGCUUAAGGAUACAAUGAUGAUGGGUGCAGAUUAUUAUCAAACAGAAUCUGAAAUAGCCUCUCUGCUGGCAGAAGGAAAGGUUCCCAUCGGUGUUGGACAUAACACAAAAAUUAGGAAUUGCAUAAUUGACAAAAAUGCCAAGAUUGGAAAAGAUGUGAUCAUUGAAAAUAAAGAUGGUGUUGAAGAAGCAGACAGACCAGAUGAAGGAUUUUACAUUAGGUCUGGGAUUACUGUCAUACUGAAGAAUGCAACAAUUAAAGAUGGAACAGUCAUAUAA